Cyphellophora europaea CBS 101466 is the source of this 489-nucleotide messenger RNA. RefSeq lists its product as uncharacterized. The coding region runs from base 1 to 489 and encodes 162 amino acids. The transcript has a single exon. NCBI's taxonomy places the organism in Eukaryota, Fungi, Ascomycota, Eurotiomycetes, Chaetothyriales, Cyphellophoraceae. The record is from RefSeq and is a predicted model, not a curated record.
AUGAUACCACGGAUACCGGCCGCCUCAUCCCGCCUCGCGCGGCAGGUAGUGUGUCCUCGCUGCCGCCUUUCCCUCUCCACCACCGUCUCCGCGCGCCUCACCCCAACGCGGCUCUCACCACUCAAGCCCCCAACACGCCUCCGCUCCCCCCUCCUCGCCUCAACACUCCGCCCCUUCUCCACCACCCCCCGCUCGCUCGCCUCCCCACAAGGCGCCGACCCCAUCGUCGAACGCCUCACAGACCUAUACGGCACGGCGCGCGACGAAUUCGAGAUCGCAGCUGAAGAAACCACCAAGAAAACCGUGUACGCCGCGGACGACCGUGAGGCCGCCAAGGAAGCUUUUGAGGAGCUGAAGACCGCGUUCAGCGAUGCGGUGAGGCAGAGUGAUCCGGAGGUGGCGAAGGAGGUGCAGAGGCGCGUGGAGCAGAGGAUUAGGGAGCUGGAGAAUGCGUUGACGGCGUUGGAGGAGAGUGCUUUGGAGGACUAG